GGCUCUUUGUCUAAAAAUAACGUCGGCUACAGGUUAGGAAAGAGGAAAAUGAUCUUCGAACGAAGGAAACGAGUGUCGGAUUAUGCUUUGGUGUUUGGCAUUCUUGGCACAGGCAUAAUGGUCAUCGAGACUGAGAUGUGCAUGGCUAAGGUCUACAACAAGGAGUCGUUCUACUCGUCUGCCGUGAAGUCGUUGAUAACAAUCAGCACAUUUGUCCUGCUUACUCUCAUCGUGGCUUACCAUGCCCUUGAGGUUCAGUUGUUUGCGGUGGACAACUGCAUCGAAGAUUGGAGGAUAGCAAUGACGUGUCGUCGCAUCGUUCAACUGUCCCUGGAGUUGGUCGUGUGCAGUGUGCAUCCGUUUCCUGGUGCCUGGUACUUCCGCUGGACCACCGUGCACGCCGAUGGAGAUCACGUGACCACGCGUCAGGUCCCAGUCGACUUGAUCUUCAGUCUUCCUAUGUUCCUGCGAUUGUACCUCAUCUGCCGCGUGAUGCUGCUGCAUAGCAAACUCUUCACGGAUGCCUCCUCGAGGAGCAUAGGAGCCCUCAACCGCAUCAGUUUCAACACGAGGUUUGUCCUGAAGACACUCAUGACCAUCUGUCCUGGCACAGUCCUACUGGUCUUCAUGCUCUCGCUCUGGAUGAUUGCUAGUUGGACGCUCAGGGCCUGUGAGAGCCACCAUUCCGAGAAGCACAAGAACCUGUUGAACUCCAUGUGGAUGAUCGCCAUCACCUUCCUGUCCGUGGGCUACGGAGACAUCGUGCCGAACACGUACUGUGGCAGAGGAAUUGCCGUCUGUACCGGAGUCAUGGGCUCAGGAUGCACGGCCUUGGUCGUCGCGGUACUGGCCAGGAAGUUGGAGCUGACCAGAGCUGAGAAGCACGUCCACAACUUCAUGAUGGACAACCAACUUUCAAAACGGUUGAAGAACGCGGCAGCCAAUGUUUUGCGUGAAACCUGGCUGAUCUACAAACACACCACCCUUGCAAAGAAGGUCAAAUGCGAAAGGGUAAGGACGCACCAACGAAAGUUCCUGCAGGCUAUACACAGUUUGCGUCAGGUAAAGAUGGAGCAGAGAAAGUUGAACGACAGCACGAACUCUCUCAUCGAUAUGGCUAAAACACAAAGCAACAUCUUGGAGACUGUGGUCGAGAUGAGCGCCCGUCAACUGUUGCUGGAGAACAAGGCAGACAGAUUCGAGCCACAAUUGCUUCAGCUACAA
Helobdella robusta is the source of this 1224-nucleotide messenger RNA. RefSeq lists its product as hypothetical. The annotation marks the transcript as partial. The transcript has 9 exons. Gene Ontology annotation, biological process: potassium ion transmembrane transport. The record is from RefSeq and is a predicted model, not a curated record. Lineage: Eukaryota; Metazoa; Annelida; Clitellata; Rhynchobdellida; Glossiphoniidae. Gene Ontology annotation, cellular component: neuronal cell body; neuron projection; plasma membrane. Gene Ontology annotation, molecular function: calmodulin binding; small conductance calcium-activated potassium channel activity.